Molecule: messenger RNA, 482 nt
Organism: Guyanagaster necrorhizus
Lineage: Eukaryota; Fungi; Basidiomycota; Agaricomycetes; Agaricales; Physalacriaceae
Exons: 2
Coding region: 33-482 (149 amino acids)
Source: RefSeq, a predicted model, not a curated record
AUCGUUGAAUCUGAAUCAAGCUAACAAAAACAAUGCACAAAUUGCAGCGUCAACUGCUAAAUGUGAGCCCCCUUUUUCCUUAUAACCGCGAAGGAAUAUUUGACCGCAGGUCCCUCUUUUGCGAACGACUCGUCACGGACUGGACCCUCAACGAAUUGACCGCUCAAUGCACCUACUGUGGCGCAUAUCCUGCAGCGUGCUGCUACUACCAGACUUUCAAAGAGAAUUUAUUUCCCUGCGAUCCGGGCGCGGAAAAGACUAGUCAACGUACGGAGCUGUCGGCUGCCCUUCAAGGACUAGAGAAGAUACGUAUGCAGCGAUUUGAGACAGACGGGGAGAAAUACCAGGGUGACAAGAGGCAUGAACUCCAGACAUUCAAGACCCAUAACACGAGAAAAAACUCUGGGUCCUGUGACUCGUCCUCAAUGGAUCAUCGUAUCCGACUUUGUGCUGGAAAUGACAAAGUGGUUGCCCAAGUGUAG